Molecule: messenger RNA, 551 nt
Organism: Drosophila eugracilis
Lineage: Eukaryota; Metazoa; Arthropoda; Insecta; Diptera; Drosophilidae
Product: NTF2-related export protein-like
Exons: 3
Coding region: 48-446 (132 amino acids)
Biological process (GO): protein import into nucleus
Cellular component (GO): nuclear pore central transport channel
Source: RefSeq, a predicted model, not a curated record
GCCAUAGUUCGUUUCCAACUACUGAAGAAAACUGCUGAAGUAGCAAUAUGAACGGCGAAAUUAAAAACAAGGUUGAGAUUUGCGCCAGUAGGGUGCGCAAUUUCGCUGUGCUCUACUACACAUUCAUUGACAAAAAACGCCAUCAAAUCGGGUCGCUGUAUCUCGAAAAUGCUACCAUCAGCUGGAAUGGUAAUGGGGCAAACGGACGCGAGAUGAUCGUGCGCUUUAUUGAUGGCUUGCCGCCAUCUAAGCACUAUUUUACCAAUGUGGACGCCCAGCCCAUCCUGGAUCCCGUCGUCGGCGAACUGACCACUUACUUAAUUCAAGUCGGCGGUAACGUAGAGUUUGGCGAUCAGUCGCCACGCUUUUUCCAGCAAUCCUUUAUUGUGACUAUCGAGAACGACUUUUGGAAAAUAAUCUCCGACUGCUACCGCAUGCAGGAUUGAUUCUAUGGUUCAAGCCCCAAAAAUCUCAACAUUCCAUUUUACAUUUUUUAAAAUAAUCUAACAAUAAUGAAAAUAUUGCUGGAUAUUCGUAUAUAAGCUUUCAAA